CAUGGCUAGACUAGUGAAGAGAAGGACCAGGGGAGACAUGAUAGCAGGAGGAGGGGGGGGUCAACCUAUUCUCCAAAGCAUCUGAAGUCCAGACAAGGAAUAACAGAUGGAAACUGAUCAUGGAGAGAGUCAACCUAGACAUGAGGAGAAAUUUUCUGACAGUGAGAACAAUCAACCAAUGGAACAGACUACCUUCAGAAGUUGUUGGUGCUUCAUCACUGGGAGGCUUUCAAGAAGAGACUGGAUUGCCAUCUGUCAGAAAUGGUCUCAGGAGAAGGCUGGAAGAGUCAUUUCCUCCCUUCUGGACAGUUGGCAUCCUGGCCGGCUUCAUACCUUCAACAGCAGUGCGCUAUGCAUAAGAAAAUCAUGAGAGGUUUUCCUGGCAGAGAAGUUCAAGGCAUUGCUGCAGAUUAAGAUCUUCCAUUAGUACAGCGGAAAGAGGGCAAUGAAAGCCUGGCAGCCUGGAACGUCAACUCAUCUUCUGCUUGCAACUCCGAUUUUACCACCCGGAGAAAGGGCUGUGUAGGAAAAAGUCACCUGAUCCCUUUUCAGGCCGGGUUCAGGCCGGGACACAUCAUCAAAACCUCAUUGGUUGCAAUGCUCAUGGACUUUUGGAGGGCCUGGGAUAGAUGGGAUACAAGCAUUUUGUGCCAUGGAACCGGACAAGCUGCCUGGAAAUGUUCAGUGAUGAGAUUUAUCCUGCACCUCCAAGAGAAAGAACUGGCUGGUAUAGACUUCAGUGAUUCCCCAAGGGAGGUGCCCUUUUCUUGUUGCCUGAUGGCACAUUUUGUUUCUCCUGCAAAAGAAGCUCCUGGCUCAGUUGGAGCGACUAGACUUGGAUCGUCCUGGAGAAAAGUGAUGCGUGUGGUAGCUAAGAAUGGAAAACGGCACUUAAUUAAAAAAUGUUUGAAACUCCGGAUACAGAGAGAGAGAAAAUGAGUGUAUUUCUGGCCGCUAGGUGGAGCUCUAACACAACACCGGCGCCUGGAAAACGGCAGCUGAGGUGAAAGGAGUUAAAACCAGCGAGUAUUGCUAGAAAGGCUGUCGAGGCGAGAAGAGUGACAGAGGAACCGCCUCUUCCGGCUCAUCCUUCGGAGGAUGGAGAGUUGGAGGGCGGCUCUCGCGCUCUUCCCAGGGUCGAAGCAGUAGCUGGAAGAUAAAGAAGAUGCAAAGAAGAGCACUCUGGACAACAGAGAAUAAGAAGCAACAUUAAAACGCAAAACAAAUCAAUCAAAAUUUCUUUCACUUCCUCCAGAAAGUGUAAAAACUCUUCUCCUUCCUCAGCAGAUGAGAAGCAAGGGAGAGAAUAACAAGAACACACUUUUGAGCUGGAAAAAAUAGAUUAUGUGCAACUCAAGGAAACAUUACACGAGAAGUCAAGAGGGAUAAUAUUCAUGUUAAAAAAAAAAGUGGAAACAACUAGGAGUCAGUGGAAAAGAAAAGGUCCCUUGGAUAGCCAAGAUGGACAGGCAUUAAUUAAAGCCUUUGAGGAAUAAAACAGCAGUUUGACUCAAAGAACCUCCAAGUAACUUCCAUAUCUGGUGAGAGACAAGAACUCACACAGGAGAGAAACCAUAUGAGCGUCCUGAUUGUGGGAAAUGUUUCAGUCAGAAUUCCUACCUGGUACUCAUAUGGGAGAGAAACCAUAUGAGUGCCAAGAUUGUGGAAAAGGUUUCAGCUGCAAUUCCUCCUUGGUGGAACAUGAGAGAACUCAGACUGGAGAAAAAACGUAUCAGUGUCCGGAUUGUGGGGAAAGUUUCAAUCAGAAUUCCAAUCUUGUGAAACACCAGACGACACAUAGGGCAGAGAAACUGUAUGAGUGUUCAGAUUGUGGGAAAGGUUUUAGUUGCCAAUCUGAACUGGCGAAGCACCAGAGGACUCACACAGGAGAAAAACUGUAUGAGUGUCCGGAUUGUGGGAAAUGUUUCCCUCGGAAUUCCAAGCUGGUAAGACACCAGAGAACUCACACAGGAGAGAAACCAUAUGAGUGUCUACAUUGUGGGAAAAGUUUCAAUCAGAAUUCCAACCUGGUGAUACAUGAAAGAACUCACACAGGGGAAAAACCAUUCAAGUGUCUGGAUUGUGGGAAAAGUUUCAGUCAGAAUUCCUACCUGGUGAGACACCAGAGGAUACACACAGGAGAAAACCCAUAUGAAUGUCCUGAUUGUGGGAAAAGUUUCAUUCGAAAAUCCAACCUGGUUAAACAUCAGAGGACUCACACAGGAGAGAAACCAUAUAAGUGUCCAGAUUGUGGGAAAAGUUUCCGUCAGAGUUACUACCUAGUGAUACACCAGAGGACUCACACAGGAGAGAAACCAUAUGAGUGCCCAGAGUGUGGAAAAGGUUUCACUUGCUAUUCCUACCUGGUGGAACAUCAGAGGACUCACACAGGAGAGAAGCCAUAUGAGUGCCCAGAUUGUGGGAAAGGUUUCUAUCGAAAAUGUCACCUAGUGAAACAUCAGUCAACUCAUAUAGAAGAGAAACCAUAUAAAUGUCGUGAUUGUGGGGAAUGUUUCAGUCAGAAUUCCUACCUGGUGAUACACCAGAGGAUUCACAUGGAAGAGAAACCAUAUAAGUGUGUAGAUUGUGGGGAAAAUUUUAGAUGGAAUUCUGAUCUGGUGAUACACCAGAGGAUUCACACGGAAGAGAAAACAUGUAAGUGUGUAGAUUGUGGGAAAAAUUUCAGAUGGAAUUCUCAGCUGGUGAUACACCAGAGGACUCACACAGGAGAGAAGCCGUAUGAGUGUCCGGAUUGUGGGAAGGAUUUCAGUAGUAGGUCUAGCCUUAUAAAUCAUGUAAGGUUACACACAGGAGAGAAACCAUUCAAAUGCCCAGAUUGUGGAAAAUGUUUCACAUAUUAUACCAAUCUGGUGAGACACAAGAGGACUCACACUGGGGAGAAACUCUUUGAAUGUCCUUUGUGUGGGAAAAGUUUUAGUCAGAAUUGCAAGCUGGUGAGUCACCAGAGGACUCACACGGGAGAGAAACCAUUUCAAUGUCUGUACUGUGGGAAAAGUUUCAGUCAUACUUCCAACCUGCUGAGACACAAGAGGACUCACAUUAGGGAGAAACUCUUUGAGUGUCUGGAUUGUGGGAAAAGUUUCAGUCAGAAUUCCAGCCUGGUAAAGCACCAGAGGACUCACACAGGAGAGAAACCAUAUGAAUGUCUGUAUUGUGGGAAAAGUUUCAGUCAUAAUUGCAAGCUGGUGAGUCACCAGAGAACUCACACGGGAGAGAAACCAUACGAGUGUCUGUACUGUGGGAAAAGUUUCAGUCAUACUUCCAACCUGGUGAUACACCAGAGGAGUCACACGGGAGAGAAACCGUAUGAGUGUCUGUAUUGUGGGAAAAGUUUCAGGCUUAAUUCCAAGCUGAUAAUACACCAGAGAACUCACACAGGAGAGAAACCGUAUGAGUGUCUGCAUUGUGGAAAAAGAUUCAGUCAGAAUUCCAACCUGGUGAUACACGAGAGAAUUCACACAGGAGAAAAGCCAUUCAAGUGUCUAGAUUGUGGGAAAAGUUUCAGUCACAAUUCCAACCUAGUUAAACAUCAGAGGACUCACACAGGAGAGAAACCAUAUAAGUGUCCAGAUUGUGAGAAAAGUUUCAUUCGCAUUUCCAACCUGGUUAGACAUCAGAGGACUCAUACAGGAGAGAAACCAUAUAAGUGUCCAGAUUGUGGAAAAAGUUUCCGUGAGAGUUACUACCUGGUGAAACACCAGAGGAUUCACAAGGGAGAGAAACCGUAUGAGUGCCCAGAGUGUGGAAAAGGUUUCACUUGUUAUUCCUACCUGUUUAGUCAUCAGAGGACUCACACAGGGGAGAAACCAUAUGAGUGCCCAGAUUGUGGAAAGGAUUUCUCUUGGAAACGUGACAUGGUGAAACAUCAGUCUACUCACAUAGAAGAGAAAUCAUUUAAAUGUCCUGAUUGUGGGAAAUGUUUCAGUCAGAAUUCCUACCUGGUGAAACACCAGAGGAUUCACACGGAAGAGAAAACAUAUAAAUGUGUAGAUUGUGGGAAAAAUUUCAGAUGGAAUUCUCAGCUGGUGAUACACCAGAGGACUCACACAGGAGAGAAGCCGUAUGAGUGUCCGGAUUGUGGGAAAGAUCUCAGUAGUAGGACCAGCCUUAUAAAUCAUGUAAGGUUACACACAGGAGAGAAACCAUUCAAAUGCCCAGAUUGUGGAAAAUGUUUCACAUAUUAUACUACCUUUUUCAGACACAAGAAAUUACACAGGCAAAAUUUGAUGUGUGUAGAGGAAUGUUGAAUUUCAUUUCUCUUCUCUAAUUGGAAGCCCAGCUGAGAAACUAAACUUUUAAUUUCUUGCCAUAUUCUUUUUAGUCAAACGUGUUUUAGUAUCAAACAUGAGGGAGAAGAUCUGAGCUUCCUUUCUCUGGCCCAGUGUGGUCGCUCCCUUCCCAAGAGUCAAGGGGAACUGCUGUGCUGGGACAGUGAAAGCAAACUUGCAUCUGUAUUAAGUGUGUUUGCCGCCUUGAGCUAUUUCUUCACAUAAAUAUAUUAUUGGUUCAGAAAAUGUAUAUGCCAACCCAACUCAUGGUGAGUGGGUGGCUUGCAGUAAUAAAACUUUAAUACAGA
Molecule: messenger RNA, 4597 nt
Organism: Crotalus tigris (Tiger rattlesnake)
Lineage: Eukaryota; Metazoa; Chordata; Lepidosauria; Squamata; Viperidae
Product: zinc finger protein 850-like
Exons: 4
Coding region: 1599-4268 (889 amino acids)
Biological process (GO): regulation of transcription by RNA polymerase II
Molecular function (GO): RNA polymerase II cis-regulatory region sequence-specific DNA binding; DNA-binding transcription factor activity
Source: RefSeq, a predicted model, not a curated record